Messenger RNA from Anastrepha ludens (Mexican fruit fly), 4394 nucleotides. It is a transcript of the gene SPoCk, whose product is annotated as calcium-transporting ATPase type 2C member 1. The coding region runs from base 751 to 3516 and encodes 921 amino acids. The record is from RefSeq and is a predicted model, not a curated record. The transcript has 4 exons. Gene Ontology annotation, molecular function: ATP binding; ATP hydrolysis activity; P-type calcium transporter activity. Lineage: Eukaryota; Metazoa; Arthropoda; Insecta; Diptera; Tephritidae. Gene Ontology annotation, cellular component: plasma membrane; Golgi membrane; endoplasmic reticulum. Gene Ontology annotation, biological process: intracellular calcium ion homeostasis; calcium ion transmembrane transport; manganese ion transport.
AGUAUUCCAAUUUGUAUGUAAAAAUGUAUCCACGAAAUAUUGUAAUGAGGUGGCACUUACUAUUGAUGGUAGGUACUAAAAGCAAAAACAAAAAAAAUAAAAAAAAAACAACAAAAACAUCUAUUGCACAUAUUUACAUUUUUCGCUAAACGUGUGGUUAGCCCCAGCGUUUCUUAACUGGCUUGUUGAGUGUGCGAUUCGCCGCUGCUCAGUCUGUUGACUGAUGGUUUGCUUCAUUGGUUAUAUACUGAACACACGACUUGUAAUUCUUUUAGUAUUUAAAAAUCUUUUGACAUAGCAAAACCUAGCGAUGCGAACGAGCAGCGUGAAGACGACUGCAAUUUUUAAUUUUUUUUUUAAGAUAACGUUAAUAAUUGAUAUUACACCUUUGUUGGCGCUGUGCUAUCUAAAUUUGUACUCGCGUAAUUUGUGCUGAAAUUAAAUUAACCCGGAAGUUUGAUGAAGCGAAAUGUUUGUAAAUAUACAGUAGUGUUAGUGUUUGAUGCGAUAAUAAAAUUUAACGCCGUGGCGAUAUAAUUUUUAGUGGAAAAUAAAAUGGGCAAAUGAAUAAUACUAAAACAAGUUACAAAAAAUAUAUAAAAGAAAUAGUGAUACGUAAAUGAAAGGAUUUGAUAACUAUAGUUAUCUAAAAAAUAUAUAAAAAAUAAAAUAUUAACAUAUUAAUAUAUGUAAUAGCGAAAAUAUUGCAUAUUACAAAAGCACUUUCAAAUUGAAUUAAAAAAAGUGAAAAUGAAACGUCUUGAAGAGGAGAUUGAAUAUUUCGGUACGGGUUCAACCCUAACGCCCGAAAUGUUGCUGACAACGUCCGAGUCAUCAACGUACAGCGCCUCCGAGGUGGCCGGCCGUCUACAGGUCGACACACGUACCGGCCUCAAAUGGACCGAGGCCAAAUAUCGUUCGAAAAUUAUAGGUCACAAUGAAUUGAAUGUGAAUGAAGAGGAUCCCACAUGGAAGAAAUAUAUUGAACAGUUCAAGAAUCCGCUCAUUCUGCUGCUUUUGGGUAGUGCGCUGGUUUCGGUGAUAAUGAAACAGUACGACGAUGCUGUCAGCAUAACGAUAGCCAUUAUCAUUGUGGUAACGGUCGCUUUCAUACAGGAGUAUCGAUCGGAGAAGAGUUUGGAAGAGUUGAAGAAGCUGGUGCCACCCGAGUGCCAUUGCCUGCGAGAAGGACGACUCGAUACGUUUUUGGCGCGUGAGCUAGUGCCCGGCGAUGUGGUGUAUUUGAAUGUGGGCGAUCGUGUACCAGCCGACAUUCGACUUUUCGAAGCGAUUGAUCUAUCGAUCGAUGAAUCGAGUUUCACCGGUGAAACAGAGCCGGGGCGCAAGAGCACAGAACUCAUAUUGAGCAGCGCGACCAAUAAAGAUCACACGAAUAUGAAGAAUGUGGCUUUUAUGGGCACGCUGGUGCGUUGUGGCAACGGCAAAGGUAUUGUGGUGAGCACUGGUGAGCGCAGCGAGUUUGGCGAGGUCUUCAAGAUGAUGCAAGCCGAGGAGGCGCCGAAAACACCGCUACAGAAAUCGAUGGACAUACUCGGCGCACAAUUGAGUUUCUAUUCGUUUCUCAUCAUUGGCGUGAUUAUGUUGUUGGGCUGGUUGCAGGGCAAACCACUAACCGAAAUGUUCAAUAUCAGCGUUUCCCUGGCAGUAGCGGCCAUACCGGAAGGUCUACCCAUUGUGGUUACAGUCACGUUGGCACUCGGUGUGAUGCGUAUGGCCAAACGAAAUGCUAUCGUCAAAAAAUUGCCUACCGUAGAGACGCUCGGUUGCGUGAAUGUCAUUUGUUCGGACAAAACGGGUACGUUGACGAAAAAUGAGAUGACAGCGACUGUCAUCAUCACAUCAGACGGUUACAUGGCCGAUGUCACUGGUGCCGGUUACAAUGACCAAGGCGAGAUACAUAUACGCAAUUGCAAUAAUGUUGAAAUGGCUAAGGCAAACAUCACCAACUUGCUCGAAAUAGGUGCGGUCUGCAAUAACGCCUACAUACAAAAUGGCACACUGCUCGGCCAGCCCACAGAGGGUGCACUUAUCGCUGUUGCCAUGAAAAACGGCAUGUAUGCCACAGCGGAAAACUAUGUGCGCAUACAAGAGUAUCCAUUCUCCUCCGAACAGAAAAUGAUGGCUGUCAAGUGCAUACACAAAUACAAUAAUAACAAGGAGGAAAUUUUCUUCGCCAAGGGGGCGUUAGAAAUGCUGUUACCGCAGUGCACGAAAUACAUGUUUGGCACGCAGACAGUGCCGUUGACAAAGCAAAAUGAAGCGGAAUUCCUAGCGGAGGCCUACGAAAUCGGGCGAAAGGGUUUGCGUGUGCUGGCAUUGGCCAAAGGACGCAGCCUACAGGAUCUAAUCUAUUGUGGUCUAGUGGGUAUCACUGACCCGCCGAGACCAUUGGUGCGCGAAUCCAUUGAGAUGCUGAUGCAAAGCGGUGUGCGUGUCAAGAUGGUAACUGGAGAUGCACAAGAGACAGCCAUGGCAAUUGCAAAUCUUAUUGGCAUUGAUACAAUUCACCAGCAAACGCUUUCCGGUCAAGAGAUGGAUCAACUUAAUGAGCACCAAUUGGACAAGGUCGCCAAUAAUGUGAGCGUUUUCUACCGCGUCACGCCACGUCAUAAGCUGGCGAUUGUGAAAUCACUACAACGCACUGGAAAUAUUGUCGGCAUGACAGGCGACGGUGUCAAUGAUGGCGUCGCACUGAAGAAGGCUGAUAUCGGCAUAGCUAUGGGUAAAAACGGCACCGAUGUCUGCAAAGAAGCCGCCGAUAUGAUACUGGUCAAUGAUGAUUUCCACACCAUAAUCGCCGCCAUCGAGGAGGGCAAAGCAAUCUUCUACAACAUCCGCAAUUUUGUGCGUUUCCAACUGAGUACUUCGAUCGCCGCUCUUUCGCUGAUCGCACUCGCUACUCUUAUGGGCAUCGCCAACCCACUGAACGCUAUGCAAAUCCUUUGGAUUAACAUUAUUAUGGAUGGACCACCAGCGCAAUCGCUCGGCGUCGAACCGGUUGACCACGAUGUACUCAAGCAAAAGCCACGUAAUGUCAAACAACCUAUGAUUACGAAAUCGGUGAUUGUGAAUGUGUUGCUUAGCGCCAGCAUCAUUGUGCUCGGCACGCUUUGGGUGUUUCAGCGCGAAAUGGCCGACGGCACAAUGGGCAAAACGAAACGCGACACCACCAUGACAUUCACAUGCUUUGUCUUUUUCGAUAUGUUCAAUGCAUUGGCAAGUCGUUCGGCAACGAAGAGUGUCUUCAAGAUCGGCUUAUGCACGAACAAAAUGUUCCUUCUCGCUGUUGGUUUCUCGAUUAUCGGACAAAUGUUGGUCAUCUAUUUUCCGCCGUUACAAAUGGUAUUCCAAACGGAAGCGCUCUCCGCCUACGAUAUACUCUUUUUAGUCUCGCUCACGUCGUCGGUGUUGAUCGUGGCGGAGAUUAAAAAGUGGUUCGAACGCACUAUGGAGCGUAAAAUGUACAAGACUCGCUCCGAGUUGGAUUUCGUAUGACAAAACGCAAGCGCUGGAAGAAAAUCGUCAAACGUAAAGAAUGAUUAAGCUUAGCAAAAACACACAAACCACAAACAAACAAACAACACGUAGCAAGGAGUAUGAUGGUGAUGAUGGUGGUGAAGGACGAUAUGGGUGGGUGGGCGUAUCUACGAGGAUGGCGGUUGGAGAUGGGGCUAAAAGAAUAAAAGUUAAAAAAAAUGAGAAUGUUUAGGGUAUAUUGGGCGUAAUUUUAAGGUAAAGCAAGAAAGCAACAUGAAGUAAAACAAGAGAGAGCAAACUAAUACAUACAAUAAUUUAAAUGUCGAUUGUAUCUGUCUUUGUAUGGUUUACUUUACUUUCUAAUUACUUUGUAUUUAAGCGCAUUAAGCGGAUGGAUGUUAAAGAAAAAAGAAAACUAUUAAGUUAUCUAGCUAGCAAAAGUGGAGAGCGAAUUAAAAGAAGAUGCAUGAAAAAACAUAAAUAGCUAAGGUGGAGAAAUGGGCCGAAGAGUCUUGAUAAUAUGAGUAGUAAGAAGAGAGUAGCGCGAUUGAUAUAAGGCGCUUUGGUUGAAAAUUUCGGGCGGCGAAAAAAGUUCUCAAAAGCGAAUAUUUUAUUUCAGUUUCUUGUGUAAACCAUAUUUUGAACGGCGAAAACAGUUCUCUUUCUUGUGUAAAACACAUUUUAUUAAGUUAUUUAUAAUUAGAUUGCACUAUGCCUAUAGAAAGUGUUAACAAGUAUUUGUUGUUUUUUUGUAAUUUGAUUAAACAUUCGCUCUCUAUUCAGUUUCAUCGCUACUUAUUGAAUGCUUUAAUUUUUAGUAGUUAGAUUUUGCUUUACAAAUGUUUAAUUUUGUUCUAAAAAUUGGCAAAAAAACGCAGGGUCUGUCUAAAAAUGUU